AUGGGGGUAACAGACCACCGACAUUCCGAGAGGGUGUUCUUCAAAAACAUGGGUCUAGGUGCCUCCGACACCGACUCAUUCCACCCCAAGUUUGACGUGUACAUCCGACAUUCCUCCAGUUGGAAGGUCCGAACGCUGAAGUCCAUUAUGAAGCUACUGGGGCAUGAGAAGCGUGUGAUCGAUGUAUUGAAGAUCGAUAUCGAGGUGUACGAGUGGGCUGUGACAGACAACAUCAUGAAGGACGGGCUGUUUCCCCAAAUCCGCCAGUUUCUGGUGGAGUGGCACAUCUUCCCAAACGAACCAUUCAGAAAUCGCUUCCAGGAUAUGUACAAUACCUACAUGAGCCUGAGGAAGAAUGGAUUCCAGUUCUACCACAAGGAGAGCUCCUCCCGGUACCACCAUUACCGGUACUGGAACUCACAGGCUGAUAUGUGUUACGUAAACACCCUCUUCAAGGAACCCAGAUAACACUUCCGUCAUGCGCAGAACGGAAUCAGCAUGGGCACAUCGGAAGUGAGCUGUGUGAUAUAUCCUCGAGCAGGAUCCGGGGUAUUUUUAGACGUAGGUACAGCUUGUAUGUCUGAAGGAGAGGCACUCUUUGUACAAGAACCCAGUGGAAUCCUACAUCACAGAAGCCACUUGAUGCUGUAAGUUGUAUGCUUCUCUCGAGGGUAAUACGGUCUGAUGUACGCCUCUUUGUAGCAGUGUCAUCCCUCGCCU
This is a messenger RNA of Haliotis rubra (blacklip abalone), 720 nucleotides long. RefSeq lists its product as uncharacterized. Bases 1 to 468 code for a protein of 155 amino acids. NCBI's taxonomy places the organism in Eukaryota, Metazoa, Mollusca, Gastropoda, Lepetellida, Haliotidae. The transcript is spliced from 2 exons. The record is from RefSeq and is a predicted model, not a curated record.